This is a messenger RNA of Chaetomium globosum CBS 148.51, 1623 nucleotides long. RefSeq lists its product as uncharacterized. Gene Ontology annotation, cellular component: FACT complex. Bases 1 to 1623 code for a protein of 540 amino acids. Gene Ontology annotation, molecular function: nucleosome binding; histone binding. The record is from RefSeq and is a predicted model, not a curated record. The transcript is spliced from 5 exons. NCBI's taxonomy places the organism in Eukaryota, Fungi, Ascomycota, Sordariomycetes, Sordariales, Chaetomiaceae.
AUGGCAGCCAUCGAGAGCUUCGAUAACAUCCAUCUGGACUUAUCCCGAGAGCAUGGCAAGUGCAGGUUUGCCGAGAACGGCUUGGGGUGGAAGCCCGCGGGCGGCGGCGAUACCUUCACCCUCGACUCAAGCAACAUCGGUGGCGCACAAUGGAGCAGAGCGGCCCGAGGCUACGAGGACUAUGAACGCCUCAGCAAAAUAUUCAAGAACUGGUACAGCGCAACCCUCGAGAACAAGGAACACUCGCUGCGCGGCUGGAACUGGGGCAAAGCCGAGUUUGGAAAGGCUGAGAUCUCGUUCAAUGUGCAAAAUCGACCCGCGUUCGAAAUCCCAUACUCGGAGAUAUCCAACACCAACCUGGCGGGUCGCAACGAAAUCGCGGUCGAAUUUUCUGUCGCUGACGCGGGCAAGUCCAACGGCCAAAAUGGCGCCACACCGGGGAAGGGCAAGAAGGCCGCGGCCGGGAGAGACCAGCUCACGGAGAUGAGGUUCUACAUCCCCGGCACAACGACUCGGAAAGAAGCCGAAGGCAGCAAUGCUGGGAGCGGCGUGGACGAGGAGGAGAAGAGCGCCGUCACCCUCUUCUACGAUACUCUUAUUGAGAAAGCGGAUAUUGGGGAGACGGCUGGCGAUACGAUCGCUACCUUCCUGGAUGUCCUGCAUCUCACACCAAGGUCCGUAGCACCUACCCUGACAUUCUUCUGUCUUGUCUCUAACGGCCGUGUAGAGAAGUUUAUGGUCCUUCCCAAGCCCGACGACACCCACUUCAUGCUGUGUAUCGGCCUGGACCCGCCCCUUCGGCAGGGUCAAACGCGGUACCCAUUCCUCAUCAUGCAGUUCAAGCAGGAUGAGGAAGUUACGCUGGAUCUCAACCUCGCCGAAGAGGAGCUCAACGGCAAAUACAAGGACAAGCUGCAACCCCAUUAUGAACAGCCUCUGCACCAGGUUGUCGCCUAUAUCUUCAAGGGCCUGGCCAACAAGAAGAUCACUGCACCCGCAAAGGACUUUACAACACACCGCCAGCAGUACGGCAUCAAGUGCUCGAUCAAAGCGAGCGAGGGUUUCCUCUACUGCUUGGAGAAGGCUUUCAUGUUUGUGCCGAAGCCCGCCACCUACAUCUCGUACGACCAGACGCAAUCCAUUACAUUCUCCCGUGUGAAUGGCGCCGUUUCGGCUCUGUCGACGUUCGAUAUCACGGUGCACAUGAAGUCCGGCGCGGGGUCCUCGCAAUUCAGCAAUAUCAAUCGUGAGGACCUGAAGGCUCUCGAGGACUUCUUCAAGUUGAAGGGUCUGCGUGUUAAGAACGAGAUUGAUGAGGAGACGACACUUAUGGCUGCGGCCCUGAGAGACGAGGCCAUGGCCAGCUCGGACGAGGAGGUCGUCGGGGCUAAGGCCGACCGUGGCUCGGCGGAUGAGGACGAAGAAAGCGUGGACGAGGACUUCCGUUCUCAGACCGAGAGCGACGUUGCUGAGGAGUACGACAGCAACCACGAGAGCGACGGGUCUGGCAGUGCCGAAAGCGAUGUUGACAACCAGGUCGAUGACGAUGACGACGAGGACAUGGACGACGACGACGAGGACGAUGAGGAGGAGCGGCCGAAGAAGAAGAAGAAGACUGGUUAG